Messenger RNA from Condylura cristata (star-nosed mole), 2298 nucleotides. It is a transcript of the gene FBXL13, whose product is annotated as F-box and leucine-rich repeat protein 13. Gene Ontology annotation, molecular function: protein binding. Gene Ontology annotation, cellular component: SCF ubiquitin ligase complex. The record is from RefSeq and is a predicted model, not a curated record. The transcript has 20 exons. NCBI's taxonomy places the organism in Eukaryota, Metazoa, Chordata, Mammalia, Eulipotyphla, Talpidae. The coding region runs from base 61 to 2298 and encodes 745 amino acids. Gene Ontology annotation, biological process: SCF-dependent proteasomal ubiquitin-dependent protein catabolic process.
GCUCUGUUAUGUGGCCUACUUAUUACAUGUCCUGAGGACCCACUGAGAUAUUUAGAGAAAAUGAUCAUUUUUAUAAUGGAAAAUGGCCUUGAAAGUCUUCUUUGGGAUAUGUGCAUUGACCCAUCAAUAAGACCAAAAAUUCGGAGAUUAUCUGAAACCUACAUGGAACAACUUUUUGGACUGGAUGAUCAGUUGAUGACUCCAGAAUUAAUGAUAAAAGCAUGUACUUUUUAUACUGGACGUUUAAUGAAGACCCACUUUUGCUCUUGGAGAGACAUAGCAAUACCAGUUAUAAAUGAUGAUGCAGUUAUGGCUGAAAAAAUGGCAAGAGCAAAGGAUUACAACAAUUUCAAAUUUAAAAAAUAUGUAUUUUGUCGUUGGCAUGCCUAUGUGAAAGACAGAAAAGAACGACUUCAAGCUGUACUAUCACGGAUACAACAGAUUGUCCAUAAUCAGAAACAAAUAACUAUACUAACUAAAUGGAGAGCUAAAGCAAGACAAAAGUAUAAAAUGAGAGAAGAUGCGCUGUUGUUACAACAUGAAAUUCAAUUGAAAACAUGGAAAAGCAAGUUAAAACCUGCUGCAGAUGAACCCACUUUUCAUGGACAAAGCAUAUCUAAAGUGUCUUAUGUAUUUGACAUUUCACUGUUACCUGAAAGAGCAAUAUUACAGAUUUUCUUCUAUCUGAGUUUAAGAGAUGUGGUAAUAUGUGGUCAGGUUAAUCACUCCUGGAUGUGGAUGACACAAAUAAGUUCACUGUGGAGCAGUAUUGAUUUUUCUGCAGUAAAACAUAUGAUCACAGAUAAAUACAUAGUGUCUACUUUGCAAAAAUGGCGUCUGCAUGUGUUGCGCUUGAAUUUUCGUGGCUGUAUUCUCCGAAUGAAAACUUUGAGAUAUGUAGGCCUUUGUAAAAAUCUGCAAGAGUUGAAUGUCUCUGACUGCUCAACAGUCACAGAUGAAUCAAUGAGAUACAUCUCUGAGAGUUGUCCUGGAGUCCUGUACCUCAAUCUAUCUAACACAACUAUCACCAACAGGACAAUGAGACUUCUGCCAAGGCACUUUCACAACUUACAGAAUCUUAGCUUGGCUUAUUGCAAAAAGUUCACAGACAAAGGUUUACAGUACCUGAAUUUAGGGAAUGGAUGCCACAAGCUCAUCUAUCUGGACCUUUCUGGCUGCACCCAGAUUUCAGUCCAAGGCUUCAGGAACAUUGCAAACAGCUGCACUGGAAUUAUGCACCUGACCAUCAAUGACAUGCCAACUCUAACAGACAACUGUGUAAAAGCUUUAGUUGAAAAGUGCCCUCGUAUUACAUCAGUCAUUUUUACUGGUGCACCUCAUAUCUCUGAUAGUGCUUUCAAAGCUCUUUCUGUUUGCAACCUCAGAAAGAUCCGAUUUGAAGGAAAUAAAAGAAUUACAGAUGCAUGUUUCAAAUAUAUAGACAAGAAUUAUCCAAAUAUCAAUCACAUUUAUAUGUCAGACUGCAAGAGGAUAACAGAUGUUAGUCUCAAGUCACUUUCACCUUUGAAGCAACUGACUGUGUUGAAUUUGGCAAAUUGUGUAAGAAUUGGUGAUAUGGGACUAAGACAAUUUCUUGAUGGUCCUGUGAGUAUAAGGAUAAGAGAGUUAAACUUAAAUAACUGUGUUCACCUGGGUGAUGCCUCUCUUAUCAAACUAGCAGAACGAUCCAUGAGCUACAUGAAGAUUAUUCAAAAUAAAACUGGCUUGAUGAUACUUUCCAGACAUAAAAAAUUAAAGGAACUUUCUGUAGCAGAGUGUUAUAACAUCACUGAUAAUGGAAUUCAGGCUUUCUGCAAAGGCUCCCUGAUCUUGGAGCACCUGGAUGUCUCUUAUUGCUUCCAGUUGUCAGAUGAAAGCAUUAAAGCACUGUCCAUUUACUGUGUUAACCUCACCUCUCUCAGCAUUGCUGGCUGUCCAAAGAUUACUGAUUCAGCGAUGGAGAUGUUAACAGCAAAAUGUCACUAUCUACACAUUUUGGAUAUUUCUGGUUGUAUCCUGUUUACUGACCAAAUGCUUGAGAACCUUCAGAUGGGCUGCAAACAACUUCGUAUCCUUAAGAUGCAAUACUGCAGACUCAUUUCCAAGGAGGCAGCUAAAAAAAUGUCAUCUAUUGUUCAGCUGCAAGAAUAUAAUCCCAAUGACCCUCCACCAUGGUUUGGCUAUGAUUUUGAAGGUAAACCUCUCACACAAAAAAAUAAAACACUACAAAAAGAAGAUUUAACAUCAACAGUGAAAACGCCAAAAGAAGGAGAAACUAGUAUGGUCCUCAGCCUCUAG